GUGAAGUUGGCACUGUUGAACGGCGAACACGAGAGACCAAUAUUAAGGUACUCCCAAAUGAAAAAGGAUGGCAAGUCAACAAAGGAGGAGAAGGUUUGGGGCGUCUUCGCCACCAUUCCUUGACUAUCUGAAAGAUAUCCUGCGUAGAUAUCCAGACGGUGGGCAGAUACUGAAGGAGCUAAUACAGAAUGCAGACGAUGCUUGUGCGACAGAGGUGGCGUUUCUCUACGACGAGAGAACCUUUGAGGCGAAAACCCUCUGGAAUGAAGACCUUAAGAAAUUCCAGGGUCCUGCCCUUUAUGCCUAUAAUAACGCUGUCUUCUCCUCUGAAGACUGGGGAGGGAUACAGAGCACUGGCAGAAGUAUCAAACGCAAAGACCCAAACAAGGUUGGCAGGUUUGGAAUUGGAUUCAACUCUGUUUAUCACAUUACAGAUCUGCCCAGUAUAUUCAGCGGCAAACACCUGGGAAUGCUGGAUCCUCAGGAGAAACUGUUUGGUGAAAGGGAAGGAGGCUAUAUGUGGUCCCUUGAUGAUGCUGAAGACAGAGACCAGCUGAUGAACUUUCACGAUCAGUUCCUUCCAUUCAGAUCCCUCUUGGGAGAAGUCAGUAUUGUGACAUGGGAAGAAGCCAUCACUGCAAAGCAGGACUUUCCUGGGACACUAUUUCGAUUCCCACUGAGGAACGAGCCCUCUGCCGUUUCAGAUAAACUAUAUGACACUGAUAAAAUUGUGAAACUUUUUGACAGUUUCAGCGUUGAUGCCGACAUGAGUCUCCUUUUCUUGAGAAAUGUAUCUUCAAUUUCCCUAAAGCACAUAGACUCACAGGGCAAUGUGAGUCUCCUACUCAGAGUAACCGCAACACACCCCAUUGUAGACCUCACUUCUUCAAAACUCCUUUCAUCAGAGAAUGACAGUCAUUUUCUUUCAAAGACAGAAGGAGCAACGUGUCUGAAGGUUGUUUCAGUGCACUGCUCAAGUAAAGGGGAGGAAAGUCAUCGGUGGCUCGUAACAAGCUCUUGUAUAAAAAAGGGACAGGUGCCGGAGCUUGAUGUCUUUGCUGAAAAGCUGAGCUUUUAUCCCCAGGUCGGCCUUGCAUUCCCCUUAGACCAGGAGGAAACCUUGGUUGAUGGCCGUUUGAGCUGUUUUCUGCCUCUUCCUAAUAAUGAGCCCAACCGGACAGGGUUCCCAGUGCAUGUGAAUGCCUGCUUUGGACUUACGGACAACAGGCGGAACAUCAAGUGGCUGGAAGAAGAUCAGAGGCAUGACGAAGCAGCCAAGUGGAACGAACUGCUUGUACAGGAGUUCCUUCCCCUUGCAUACCUCCAGAUCAUCCUGGAUGCCAUCAGCCUUUCAAGAAACUCUGUGCUGCCGGCUUCCACCCCGUAUCAGCUGUGGCCUGACCUUCAUCAGAUGAAACACAAGGAACGCUGGCAGACCAUUGCAACCAAAAUGUUUGAACAACUCCUAAAACUGGAAGUCCUUUUUCUUGCAGAUGAAACCAAAUGCGUGAAACCAGCAGAUGCCAUCUUUUUGCCCCCAGACAUCGAGGAUCCACGCUUGCGGGAAACCAUUAAGGAUUUCUUGAUAACGGAGGGAGAGUUUCUAGCCGAAGUUCCUCCUCAUGUGUUUAAUGCAAUCCAGGCUACUUUUGAAAGCCCUGAAUCAUUGCAGGUUGUUACUCCAGGUUUUGUUCGGAAGGUCCUCCACCAAAGCAGUCUGACAAACCUAACGAAGGAUGACAAGUUGUUUCUUCUGGAAUAUGUGAUAAGCGAUGGAAGGUACCAUGAACUGAAAGGCCUUCAACUCCUCCCUCUCAGUGAUGGAUCAUUCACUUUUUUUGAAGAAGAUGCCUGGGCUUUAAUUGAAAAUGAGAAAUUUCCACGUGUGUUGCUCCCAGGCUUAGACCAUGUAUUUGUUCAGAGGGAUCUGAGUACAAACCUUCUACACCACCUGAAGAAGUUGGCUGAUAACGAAAUGUUUAAGAAAAUCUUCAAUUUGAAUAAAGUGUUGGUGGCUAAAUUGAUUGGGUAUGCUUUACCACAACAAUGGAGGCAAUGCUCUGGUCAUGUGACAUGGGAUAUAGGAAAUACUCAACACCCUCCUGCAGAGUGGAUCACUAAGUUCUGGAAAUUUCUCAACUCACAUUUUGAAAUGCUUAAUGACUUCAAAGGAAUGCCUCUGAUUCCUCUUAGUCCUCUUCAGGAUAGUGAACAUUCCGCCAUGCUGGCAAGGCUAAUGGAAAACCCAACAGUCGUUUUCCAAAACGACAACCAGAGCAGUUUAUCAGAUGAAAUUGCACACUUUAUCAGAAGGGCUGGAGGUACUGUGAUACAAAGUAGGGAUACAUGCCUGAAGCACCCAGAUCUGGAAAAAUAUAUACUGACACCGUCACCAAGAAAUGUUCUGCAGCUGUUGCUAAAUUUGGACGGUAAUCAGGUGAUUUGUGGGACCAGUUCUUCAUCAAUGCAAGAAAAAGAAGAACUCAAGAAUUGCCUUUGUACCAUGGUGUCUUUCUCACAGAAAGAGAAGCGUCUCUUAUUAACGCUGCCUAUCUUCCAACAGAUGCCUUCCCGGAAAUGUAGAAAUGGAGAGCUCAUUGCGGCUGGAUCACACCAGGCCGUAAUUCAGAAUGACUUCCCUGUAAUUCCAGGGGAUCUGCCCUUGCCGGAGGUUAUAAUAAAAUGUGCUAAUGAAGUGGACCAAAGGCUUCUGAGCAUGAUGAAUGUCAGAAUGCUGACAGUGGCCAUGGCAGCAGUAAUGCUGGUUGAUGGAAUUGAAAAGGGUCUGUAUGGGCAAAAUGAGAUGGAGAAAAUAAUGAGUUGGAUUUUAGAGAAUGGAAGCAUCCUCUUUGCCCAGGAGAAAGACUUGUAUAAAAAAUGCUUCUCUUUGUGUUUUAUUGUCACUGAACGUGGCACUGCAGUGCAAGCUUCAAGCCUUUUUGAUCCAAGCAAUGAAACUUUUCAAGACCUUUUCAACUCAGAAUUCUUUCCCCCUGCAGUAUAUGCUACAAAAGAGACUAUUUUGCAAAGCUUGCGUCACCUGGGGUUAAAGUGUAAGGAAGAAAGCAUCACCCCUAAAGAUGUCUUAAAUGUUGCCCGGGAAAUAAAUCGUUUGCAUGUCAGUUCCAGAGACAAGGCUUACCAAAAGGCAGAAGCCUUGAUAAAAGUUUGCAACCAGACAGAUGUGCUCUCAAAAUGUUCAGCAGAAGAAAUCAGACAGCUUUGCUGUCUAGAGUGGGUUCCUUGCAGUAGUCUAGCCACAAUGAUUGAAAAUCAGGAAACAACAUGUUUCUAUAAGCCUGAAGACCUGAGGCAUUCAAAGUUUUUUAGAAUUGUUGGGCUUGUUAUGCCACUUACUGACAAACUAAAUGUGAAAGCAAGUACACAUCUAGGUCUUUUGAGUUUACCUCCAGCUGAAAAAGUAAUGGGAAAUCUUUCUGUACUUAACAAAGUAGUGCAUGAAAUGACUGAACCAGAUGCAGAUGUAGAUUUUAAAGAUCAGAUACAUUGUAUCUAUAUACAUAUGCUCAAUAAUCUUCCUCAGUUCAAGAGCCUUUUGCAGGACACUGCUGUUCCAUGGGUCUGGAUUGGUGAUCAGUUUUCCUCUCCACAGAGGGUCAUUUUGUCCUAUCCUGCUGAAUUAGAUCUGGGCUGCUACAUAACAAAGGUGCCCCAAGAAUUCUCGAGAUACAAAAAGCUGCUAAGUGAGUGUGGAGUGAAAAAAUCCAUCUCUGAAAGAGAAGUUAUUGAAAUACUUUAUCACAUGAAAGACAGAAUUGACCAAAGGAUUACCCAUUCUGGUUCUCCAGCUGAACUGAAGGUGAUACUUUCUGUUCUUAACUGGAUGCGGAAAGUGAAAAAACCCUCUGUAGAGGACCUUCCAGUACCAGUAAGAAAAGGAAAGCAAGGUGAAUUCUCAUUGAAGCCUUUAUCUAUGACUGUGUUUUGUGAUAUAGCCAAGGAAGGUUUGGAAGAUCUCGAUGAGGAUGAUGAAGAAUAUUACAUCAUUCAUGAGGAAAUACCAAGAGUGACUGCAGAAUGGCUGCGUGUUCCUUUCCUUAGCACGCGGAUACUAAAUCCGGAGUUCAUCGGAAUAGAGCAGUGUGGACAAACGGAGCCGAUCACUUUAAGGAUAAAAAAUAUUCUUAAGGAAUAUGAUGAGGAGUGUGACCUUUUCAAAGAGCUGAUCCAAAAUGCUGAGGAUGCUCGAGCAACAACCUGUAGCUUCAUGAUGGACUGUAGACCAAACAAAGACUCAUUUAAUAGCCUGAUAGACCCAGGAAUGUCCUCAUGUCACGGCCCUUGUCUUUGGUCAUUUAACAAUGAGGUGUUCACAGACGAAGACUUUAAGAACAUUACAAAAGUCGGAGCUGCCUCCAAAGAAAACAAGGUUGAGAAAAUUGGCAAGUUUGGCUUGGGGUUUAAUGCAGUCUAUCGUGUCACAGAUAUUCCUACUAUCCUUAGUGGAAAGAACUUGCUUAUUUUUGAUCCAAAUGUCACUCACUUGAAGAAACACAUCCUCAGCAGCUCUAAUCCUGGAAUCAAACUUGACUUGUGUAAGGAAAGGCUUCUCCGUAGGUUUCCUGGACAGUUCAAACCCUAUCAUGGAAUAUAUGGAUGCAAUUUGGAAAUGGACAGCCAACAGAAAUUCUACUUUCAGGGAACUCUUAUUAAGUUACCUUUCAGGACAUUACCAGAAGCCCAAGAAUCAAAGAUCAGCAGCACAGUCUAUGAUCAACACCAUGUCCUUAACUUAAUGAACCGUUUUAUUAAGAGUUCACCGAUUAUUCUCCUCUUUCUAAAGAACCUCAGCAAUGUGUCCUUCAAAAACCUACCAGAAAAUGCAUCCUCUCCACCACACAAUGAGCAUUUAGAAUCUGUACUUACAAUAACUAGAAAAGUGGUCAACAGCAUUCCGAUACCUGAUCAUAUUCCAAUAAAACAAAUGCAGGAGUCUUCACAGGAAAGGUUAACAAAAAUAAAUGCAAAGUGCAGAGAGCUUAUUGAUUGUAAUGCAGUAAACAUUAUUGAAGUAGCUAAAGGGAUGAAAGGGAAUGAACCCAGUGCCAAAUACUGGCUGGUAUAUUCAUGCUUUGGCAUGAAAAAUGCCUUGAAAAUGGCAUGUGUAAAAGAAAAUUGGCAAACAUUUUCCCUGCCUGUUGGAAGCGUUGCUAUACCCCUAGAAAAAGACCAGGCUUCAGGACACUGGGUUCCUGACAAACAUACCUUUGUCGGACAAGUGUUUUGUUUUCUUCCUCUUUCAAUUUUGUCUGGUCUUCCUGUGCAUGUCAAUGGAUCUUUUUCCGUGACAUCAAACAGGAAAAGCCUCUGGGACACUGGAGUGAAGAAUGAAUGGAACCAGGCACUAAUCGGAGAUGCUGUCACUUCUGCUUACAUUGCAGCUCUGGUAGUAUUAAAAGAAAUGUCUCAAGAAGAGAAACUUAAGAAUUAUGACUACCACACAUUUUGGCCAAACACCAGAGAAGCCAACAGAUUCUUUCACUCUCUGGUUGCAGCUUUCUACUCUACAGUUGUUAAUGGAUUAUUUGGCUUUCCCGUUGAAUUGUUCAGUGAUGGGAAAGACUGGUGCUCAUUAGAGAAUGCCCGCUUUUUGGAUCCACAAAUAGAGAGAAACAAGCAGGUAGGACAAAUUGCUGUUAAAGUAUUUUCAGACAAGCUCAAGAAACCAUGCCUAGCUAUUCCUCUGCCACAGUGGGUUAGAGAAAGCCUUGAGUCAACUGGAUGGGACAGUGUCAUUCGUGAAAAAACAUUUGGCUGGCAUGAUUUUUACAGAGAAAUAGUGUUUGUUAACCUUCGUUCCAUGGAUAGCAAGUACAGAAAUACUCUGAUACUGUUUGCGAUCGAUAUGAAUGAUCCAGAAGUAGAUGCUCUACUGAAGAAGCACCCUUGCAUUCCAACACUGGGAGGUAAACAGCUUCAGUUUAUAGAGAAACUUGUGAAACCUGGAGGGAAAGUUGCUUGUCUGUUUGAAAAAACAGAAGGACGUUUGCUUGAAGGAACAGCUCAGGAUUUCUGUUCUCCACAACACAUAUCCAGAUUAUUAGCACUUGGGAUGCUGGACAGUUGUCUUCCCUGGAAUGACUUAAUAGAAAGGGCAAAGAUCAUUGAAAACACUUGGAAGCAGGACAAAGACAAGGCAUACAAACAAGUUUGCUGCAUACUGGAUCUGGCAAAAGAUUUCUUGAAUGACACUCCAGGUAGAUUUUUCAUUGGCUGGCCUUCUUUAGGAAAUAUAGCUUUCAUUCCUUCUCUACUUCCUUACAGGGAUGUACAUGGGAAGGUUGUAGAACCUGUCACGUUAAAAAAGCCCAAUGAAGUGUACAAUUAUGAGUCCAUGAUGCUGGUGAACAUGACACAGCAUAUCAUUGAUCAAGAGAAACUGUAUCCAAAACACUUCUAUCCGCCUGAUAACGUUCUAAACAACCUGGGUGUCCUUCACAGACCAUCAUGUAAAACAGUGAUUCAUCAGCUCAAGACAACACAGCAAUUUUCUGAUGUAUUGGAUGGAUCUCUCCUGUCUGAAAUAGCAAGUGUAUGCUAUAAGUAUUUGGAUAGAUUGUUAAAAAAGGGCACAAACUCAAAACAUUUCUCUGUGGAAUCAUCUAAAUUUCCCUUUAUCUUAAUAGGUCAGGACUUUGUUAAUGUGAAUGCAGUGGCAAAACACAUUUCCAUUGAUGCAUCCCCAUAUCUUCAUGAACUCCCCAAGCCCUACGCCACAUUAAAAAAUCUCUGGAAGUGUGUUGGAGUUAAAUCUGUCUUUACUUCUCAAGAUUACUUAUCUGUGUUGAGAAAACUGGCAGCAAAGUACAAUGGGUGUAGCCUUUCUGCUUCAGAUCUUGCUGUCUGUCUCAGAAUAGUUUCAACUGGACUAAAUGAAAUCCAGGACAGCCCCUUUGAAGAUUAUCUCUUGCCUGACCAAAAUGGUGUUUUAUAUCCUUCUACACAGCUCUUCUACAACGACACUCCAUGGCUUCCUGUGGCAGAGGGCAUAACUUUAUGCCAUGAUCACAUUUCACGUUCCACUGCAGUCUGUCUACGUAUUCAAACAACAAAGCAUCACACACUGCAAAACCAACUGGUCAGCACCUUUCCUUUCUAUCCAAUGGCAUUUGGGCAAAGGGAAAAACUGACAGUGCGGCUGAAGAACAUAAUUGCAGCCUAUCCUUCUAAGAAAGAUAUCUUGAAAGAGCUUUUGCAAAAUGCUGACGAUGCAGAAGCUACAGAGAUUCACUUUGUUUGGGACCCCAGGAAUCACAACACAUUAAAAACAUUUGGUGAAAAAUGGAAUCCCUUGCAGGGACCUGCACUGUGUGUUUACAAUAACAAGAUAUUUACUGAAACAGAUCUGGAAGGUAUUCAGCACCUUGGGGAAGGAGGAAAAAGUGACAUACUGGGAAAAACUGGCAAAUAUGGACUUGGGUUUAACUCAGUUUACCAUCUAACUGACUGUCCAUCAAUUCUAACAGGAGACAAGUGGCUGUGCAUUUUUGACCCGCAUCUCACUUACCUAGAAAAGGCAGAUAAUUCCCCAGGGGGCAUGUUUUCGAUGGAAUGUGACUUUAAAGCAGCAUUUGAGGAUAUCUACACAACUUUCAUGCCAUCUGCAUUUGACCUCAAUCAGGGUACCAUGUUUAGGCUGCCAGUUAGGACAGAAGAAAUGGCUUCGACAUCAGAAAUUUCCCAGAAAGCUGUAACCUCUAGUGAUAUCCAGCAGCUGUUGGAUGCACUAAAGGAAGACCCUGAAGGUUUGAUUCUCUUUUUGCGCCAUGUUAAAAAAAUUGAGUUUCAUCUAUUUGAUUCAAGUACAAAUGAACUGAAGAAACUUUUCACCACUGAGAUAAAGCUGGCAGAAGAAAGCAGCGGGAAGAAAACUUCUUUCCAAAACCAUGUGAAGAACUCUUUGGUUUCAGGUCGUUCAAUGGCAGCUAUCGAGCCAUGCCAGGUUAUUUAUGAAAUGGAAAUCUCAACUCCUAUAAGAAAACCCACUCGGUGGAUUAUAGCAGAGCAGUUUGGCACGUCACUGAAAACCACUGGUUAUGAUUCAAAGGUACCGCAAGGGGCUGUUGCAGCAUGUGUGAGUGCUUUAGUCCAAAAUAGCAAAGCUUUCUGUUCUCUACCUUUACCAGUUGAAACAGGCCUUCCAGUGCAGGUCAAUGGAAAUUUUGAAGUGGAUCCUUCCCGAAGAGGACUCUGGAAAGAAGAUGGCACAAGUCUGAAGACUGCGUGGAACGAAUUCCUGAAACUCAACGUCAUUGCACCCUUGUAUGCUGAUUUGUUGGACUACAUUCGAAUUAACCAUCUUAAAGAACAAGCAUUGUCAUUAAAUUCAAUGAUAUUGAACCUUGAAAACUCUUACUUACGUUUUUUCCCUCAUAUUACAGAGUUACAAGUUGCACAGGAGUGGCAUGGCAUGAUAAAUGAACUUUACAAGUCCCUCAACAAAAGAGGGUUGUGUGUUAUUCCAGUCUUUCACACAAGCCAGCACUGCCCAACUCAGACUAUGGCACAAUGCACGGUCAGCUGGUCUAGCAUUUCUAAGAAAGAACAAAUGAAUGCACCUCACUUGGCCAGCCAAAGGCAAGAAGGACUUCUUUUAAUUUUGGAGGGCAUUGGAAUGAAUUUAGUCCCGACUUCAGAAAGUAUGAUCAAAAUAUUCGAUAGUUUCAGGAGAGCAGAAGUCAAAGUGUAUACACUCAUUCCUCAGACAGUAAGAAACUACCUUAAGAGCAAGCCACUGAAUGAUCCAUCACAAUCAAUCAAUGGUUUGCCUCUUCCACUUAACCAGACAUUAAUCAAAAGCAAGUUUAGAUGUAAAAUGCUUUUGGAUUACUGUCUGAGUGACAUUGAAAAGAACAAUUCCAGCUGUCUCAAUGGUUUGCCUCUUCUACUCACUCAGGACAAGGUACUAAGAGUGUUUGAAACCUCCUCAUCAAAAUACCUUACAAAGUUUAUGGAUCUGUUUGAAGGGUCUGAAGAGCUUUUUGCAGACUACAGCACUUACCUCAGAUACUUUCCUGUGCUUUGCAAUGCCAUGUUUCUGAAAGAAUUAACCAUUUCAGACUCUGCAGAGUACCUCAAAAGCAAACUGGAAGACCUUCUUCAGAAUACUAUUGUUGAUCCUCAGUCUUCACUGCACAUUCCAAGUGAGAUUCUGUCAACCUGGCUGAAAAGACUGUGGGAAUAUUUUGAAGACCAAGUCGCAUCCUGUGACAAAAAGAGUAAAAAAGAAAGCAGCCAAUUAGAUGAAAUUAAGGUACUAUUCUCAGAUUCCCCUGUUGUACCUAUAAUAUGUCCAAAUAGUAACAACCAGCACUUGCUUGCAACAGUGAAGUCUUUACAUACUAUUGUUUGUCAAACGUCACAUGAGGUAGCUGCAGUUCUUUAUAAACUUGGAUUUGCUACAUUGGAUGUGUUGUCUUUCCCCCUGCAACUGUUUCGUUGUCACCUUAUGCCUGAGCUGCUGAGCAUUGACAAUGCAGAUGCUGUUCUAGAACAGUUAUGCAAGCGGGAAAAACAACAGUUUGAUCAACUGGAUGACUGUGACUUCAGAAGCCUUCAGCUAUAUUUGCAUUCUGGAAUAAAAUCCUGUGCGAAUACAAAGACCUACCUAAUGAAAUUCAAAUCCUUGCCACUUUUCGAAACUGUGCAGGAGGGCCGCCAAAGGAUUGAUAGGCACAGCAGAGUUUAUAUCUUGAAAAUAGAACAGCUGCUGAAAUUCCCAUCUCUCUACCACAUUUGUGAUGGCACUGCAUUCCUCAAAUAUAAUUCAACAAACGUUUUCUUGGCAGAAACAAUGGAGAUAACUGUUAUAAAUGAUUUGGAGUUCUAUGUACGUUUUGUCCUUCCUGCCUUAAACAGGCUUUCCGAAAAACAGACCCUGGAUGCUGUCUGCAUGUGUGUAGAAAUACAGGAAGGAUAUUCAGACUACAUACAGUUUAAAGAUGAAAUCAUCUCCUGUCUCAGAAAUGCAAAGUUUAUUAAAGAUGCCCGUGGGUCUCUUCAACCUGCUUCCUAUUUCUGUGAUGAAGAAGUACAUCUUUAUCAGCUCAUGAUUUCGAAGGAGAGGUUCAUUCCAAGAGGAUUUUGGGAAAACAUUAGUUGCAAAUCUCAAAAAUUCAAAGACUUGCUCAAGGAUAUCGGACUGAAGCAUAGAGUUUCGGAUGAGGAAUUUGUUGAAUUUGCAUACCAAAUUGAAAAGGAUGCAAAAGGGAGGGCUCCCUUGGAACAAUUGAUGGUCAAAUCUGAUGCGUUACUAGAAAGACUGCUGUCUAAGUCUCUAAAACAACUCAAAAAGUGUUUUCUAAAUAUAAUUUCAACCAUUAAGUUUGUCUAUCCACAGAAAAUAGACAAAAUGUUAUGCAGCUAUCACCAACCUUUUGCAGAAGGUAGGAAUUUUAUUGCCAUGAGGGGUUCACUGAUCAAACAAAACCAAACCCACGAAACUUUAAUUUGGACUGCUAUGCCUAUGCUGCCAUUAGAAAACAGCAAUACCCAGCAACUACAAGUAUUACAGGCAGCUGGAGCUCUUUGCCUUCCACCUGCAGAAUCUGUCACAGCUAACCUGAAAAAUAUCUGUCAAAUACCAUGCAAGACAAAAGAACUGUUAUUGACUAGAGCAAAAGUGUUUCGUUGUUCCUAUGGAUACCUGCAGGAAUUGUCUUUUGACGGCCAGUCAUUAGUGGACCUUCCUGUUAUUCUUGUUGAAGGAGAUGCUGCUUUGGUAAAACCAAGCCGCACAGUUCAGUUUGUUAAAGAUGAUAGUGAGUUUCGGCCUUACUUAUAUAAACUACCUUCCAAGCUUGCUCUUUAUGUGGAGUUCUUUCGGAAGCUCGGGGUUGCAGAGGAACCUAGUGCCUGGCACUACAGCAGCCUCCUGAAAGAUAUUUAUCAGGAUUCUGCUGACAUGCAGACGCUACAUGCGAAUCAGAUGAAAGCGGUGAAGCGAGCAGUGCAGCACCUUUUCCUUCUGUUGAAGGAGAAUAGUGAGGAACGCAAACCUGAAAAACUGGAACCACUGUACUUACUGGCAAUGGAUGGCAGGCUGUAUGAAUCGUCCUCCUUGUAUUUCAAUGACGUUGCUUUACAUGCUAAUAGAUGUACAGUUCCCUUAAAAGAAAAACUAACAUUACUUGAAAACCUUAGCGAGUGUCACCUUGGGAUUGAUCCUUAUGUGCACCAAGAACUGCUUCAGGUAUUGCCAGUAGAGGUCCGUCCAAAAAUGCUGUCUCAAGUGACAAAAGAAGACCUAAUGGAAUCCACACUGAGCAUUUGUGAGUAUGGGGACAACUGUAGGUUCAGAGGUCACUUCCAUAGACUUCUUGCUUCAUCUUAUUUUCAAAAUGGCCUUGUGUGUAUUUUAAGGGGACAGUGCAGCGGUAAGAUGUCAGAGAAUGACACCAUAACAGUGUGUAAAAAUACCUUUGCAAAAAUUCAGAUCCUCUGCUGUGAGAGGCUUGAAACUGUGCUUUUUCUCAACUCUGAGCCUCUAACAGAUACAGCUGCACAGAAGCAGGUGUACGUGAACAGAAACAGUGAUGGCUGUGUGUUUUACCUGGAACACAAAGAAGAUAUGGACAUUAAAGUAAUGGCACAUAUAAACAUGUGCUUGACGAAGGAAAUAAAUGCCCUAUUGAAUAAUGGACUAAGCCAGAAUUCACUCUUGAUUUUUUCACAACUACUCUUCUGUGAGACUGAAGAUGAUGUAAUGCGGUUGUUAGAAGAAAAUGGCAUACAUGGUAGCAGAAUGCAAGAGAAAAGCCAUAGUGGUCUUCCUGAGCCUGGAAGCUUAAUUCCUGAUGAGUGGAUUGACUCACUUGACAUGGACUUCCUCAAUAACUUUGAAGUGGGAGAGUAUGUAGGCUACAAGGAGCCAUCCCCCGAAGAGGAAGUUUACUGCUAUGCAGUUGUUGUAGAGCAUGUUAAUACCACUGCGGCUACGGAAGGAGUCGUGUCCCAAAGAUACAAAAUACAGAUCGGGCAAAAUGACUUUUUGGAAGUAAGCUCCCUUGACCUUUAUCAGUUUAAGCGGCCAGAGAGUUCUCCAUCAUUAAGUAAGAAUACCUGCAGAGAGCUUGUUGUUUUGGACCACCCUGUUGGAGCUAGACCCAAUCACAGUAGGACAUCAGCAAAGUCCCUGGAGGAAAUCAAAAAAGAAAUCGAUGAGCGCCUGAAGGAGAUCUGGGGUCUCCCAGAGGAUGAGAGGCGUAAAGCAAUCAGACGUCUCUACCUAAAGUGGCAUCCAGACAAAAACCUGGACAAUACCAAACUGGCUGAAGAGGUUUACAAAUAUAUACGGCAGAAGAUUGUAGAGCUUGAGCAGGGCAGGAGUGGAAAAGGGGGCGGUUUUGGAAGCACGACAACAAACCAAGGACAUUCCGGCGCACAAAGAUAUCAAGACACCAGAAGCUUUUUCAAGCAAUGGGACAGAGAGGCAUCACGACACCGAACAGGCAGGACCAGCUUUCACCAGCGUUAUUCUUCACAGGAGUUUAACUUCUGGACUUUCCACAGUACGCAGGAAAACUCCCAGACAAACACUGCAGAAGCUCAGCGAUGGGUCAGACAAGCCAAGUGUGACCUUGCAGCAGCUUCUAACGACAAGGGGCACAGUGCUACUGAAUGGGUUCUCUUUAAGGUACACCAAGCUGUAGAAAAGGCUCUCAUAGCUGCAGAGUACAAAACAAAUGGACUUCAACCGAGCAAUUGUGCCAUUGGUGCACUUGCUCGCCAAAUAUCCCAAUACAGUUUGAGCCUUUGUAACCUACCUAGCAUAGUAAGCAGGAUGAAGACAUUGGGUGUUGAUGGGAAAAAGACACAGUACCCAAAUUAUCAUCCUCUACCACUCAUACCAAGUGAUUCUUACAGUGCUCAAAAUGAACAGGAGGUGCUGGACUUGGCUAAUGAAGUUUUAACAAAAAUACAAAAAUAUAUUUCUUAGUGAAUGCUUUUUUUCUUCACCAUAUGAUUAUAAAUAUGUAAAAACAGUAAAAUAAGUUACAUAAAUUCAAGUUGAUUCAUUAAGAAUAUUUCUAAA
Molecule: messenger RNA, 13054 nt
Organism: Acipenser ruthenus (sterlet)
Lineage: Eukaryota; Metazoa; Chordata; Actinopteri; Acipenseriformes; Acipenseridae
Gene: sacs2
Product: sacsin
Exons: 8
Coding region: 68-12958 (4296 amino acids)
Source: RefSeq, a predicted model, not a curated record